Molecule: messenger RNA, 1728 nt
Organism: Diplodia corticola
Lineage: Eukaryota; Fungi; Ascomycota; Dothideomycetes; Botryosphaeriales; Botryosphaeriaceae
Product: carboxylesterase family protein
Exons: 2
Coding region: 1-1728 (575 amino acids)
Molecular function (GO): carboxylic ester hydrolase activity
Source: RefSeq, a predicted model, not a curated record
AUGUAUUUUUUCAAGUGUCUCCUGGCUGUUGCCCUCUGGGCAGGGUUCUCAUCUUCACUAUCGACGUCGACCUUCAAUCCGCCUGAUGCAGAACCCACAGUGACAGUCCGGAACGGAACAAUCGAGGGCACCUACAGUGAGGCGUAUCAUCAAGAUUUCUUCCUUGGCAUCCCCUACGCUCUUCCUCCAACCGGAGAUCGCCGCUUCCGGAGAGCCGCCCCCCUGACCAGAAAGUGGGACGGCAUCAGGGCUACCCAAGACUAUGGGCCUUUCUGCAAAGGCUAUUCUGUAGGCCUUCCAGCGUAUGAUCAACCCAACAUUACGUAUCCAAUGGACGAGGACUGCCUCACCAUCAACGUCGUCCGCCCUGCAGGCACCGGGCCGAAUGACUCCCUACCGGUCUUGGUGUGGAUCUACGGCGGCGGGUUUUCCGAAGGUGGCAGCGGAGACCAGCGGUACAACAUGUCGUUCCUUGUCAACACUUCGGUCGAGAAGAACACGCCGAUACUGAUGGUCAGCUUCAACUAUCGCGUCUCCGGUUUCGGUUUCCUCGCCGGCCACGCCAUCGAGGCGGAAGGAAACGAGAAUCUUGGCCUGCACGAUCAGAGGAUGGUUCUGGCUUGGAUCCAGGAGAACAUCCACGCCUUUGGAGGAGACCCCGCUCGCGUCACCAUCUCAGGAGAGUCUGCCGGGGCUGCCUCUGUCGGCUUCCACCUUCUGGCAUACGAAGGCCGCAAUGACAGUUUGUUCAGCGCCGCUAUUUCUGAAAGUGGCGGUCCGUUGUUUUACAAAGCCUUUCCUUCAUUAGAGAUCCGUGAACAGCAGUACGGCGCAACCUUGAACGCCACCGGCUGUGCUGGCACGAACAACACCUUGGCGUGCCUUAGAGCCGCACCCGCAGACAGUUUCGACUCGGUAUUCAAGCAGUAUCUCUGGUCCCCCAUGGUUGACGGCGGCCUCAUACCCGACUUCACUUCCAAGCUGCUCCACCAAGGCAAGUUCGUCAAGGCCCCUCUGCUCAUCGGGGCAAACACGAACGAAGGCACCAUAAUGGUCCCCUUGUUCUCGACCAUUGGGGUCAAUAGCACAGCAGAAUUCCACCAGGUAAUCGAAGGCAUCAAUGAUGGCCGGCCUCUCCCCGGCGACACGCUGCGCCGCUUCGACGAGCUUUACCAAGAGGUCGUAUCGCACCCAAAGGAAAAUCUAGGCACAGUCUCCCCCGAACCGGGCCCGCCGUAUGGCUCACUUUAUGGCCAGACGUCUCUAAUGAUUGGGGACGUCAUGCUCGCCGCCGGCCGCCGGCUCGCCGCCCGGACAUGGGCCGACGCAGGGUUGCCGGCCUACAGCUACCACUUCGACACCGUGCCCGCCGGUAUCAACCCCAUCACGCUGGGCGCGGCGCACUUUCAAGAAGUCGCCUUUGUCUUUCGCAACACACGUGGCACGGGGUACGAGAGCGAUCCGUUCGCCGUACAGGACCCGGAGCUGCGGCAAAAGUUCGACGGCCUCGCUGAGCUGAUGAGCUCCAUGUGGGUCAGCUUUGUGGACUCUCACUCACCAAACAAUCAUAAUGUCGCCAGCUUCGGAGAACAUUGGCCCACGUAUUCGACUCAUGAACCCGUCAAUCUGGUGUUCCGUGCGGAUCCUGGCUCUUAUCUGGAACCGGACACAUUUAGGUCUGAGGCGUUUGAUUUCAUCAACCGCACGGCGCUAGAAUUCUCGCGUUGA